AUACAUGUAAACAAUGCCCAGAGGGAUACUACUGUAUGGCUAAUAGCACAGAUUUCACUUCCCAGGAAUGCCCCACAGGUCACUUCUGUCCCAAUGGCACAGCAAGCCAAUAUGAGAAUCCUUGCCCUCCGGGAACCUACAAUGCUUUACCCCGGGGCACAUCAGAAACAGACUGUCAAGAUUGCCAGGGAGGAGAGUACUGUGAGGGUCAAGGUAAUUCUGCAGCUACAGGAAAUUGUUCUGCUGGAUGGUUUUGUAGCGGUGGAGCUGAUAGGCCAAACACAACAACACAUGGUGGGGAGUGCCAACCAGGAUAUUACUGUCCAGAAGGCUCAAUGAGUCCAAUUCCUUGCCCCGGUGGAGAAUUCUGUGCCACAAGUGGUCUUGCUACACCCACAGGUCUAUGCUCUGCCGGGCAUUACUGCACCCUGAAGGCCAUAUCUGCCACCCCCUCCGGGGACUCUACUGGAGACAUCUGUCCCCCUGGAUACUACUGUCCUGAACAAUCAUCCUACCCCAUACCCUGUAGCCCUGGCACAUACAGCCCUAGCUCUGGGAAUAUGAACAUCACUGACUGUCUUGCCUGUAGCCUGGGAGAAUAUUGUGCCAGUUACAAUCUGACUCAAACAACAGGUAACUGCAGUGCCGGUUUCUACUGCCCCCAGGGUGAGAUCACUGACAACCCCCAUCCUUGCCCCAUGGGCUACUACUGUCCUGAGGCCACAUAUGACCCAUUCAUUUGUGACAGUGGCUGGUAUCAAGACAACACUGGCCAGAGUGAUUGCAAGUUAUGCCCCGAGGGCUACUAUUGUGAUAACAGUAAUGGUGCUGUGGUGAUAAAUGAAACAGUGACAUGUCCAGCUGGAUUCUUCUGUCCUCCUGGUACGAAAAGAGCUGAUCAAUGGCCCUGUCCUCUGGGCACAUUCGGCAAUGACACAGGAUAUAACGAUAGCUCCAACUGUAGCCCUUGUCUAGGAGGAAUGUACUGUGGAAUUGUCGGACAGACAUGGCCAACUGGAUAUUGCAAGGCUGGAUAUUUCUGCCAUCGUUAUGCAGAGAUCGCUUCACCUAAUCAAACCACUGACGCUAAUAUUUGUCCAGAAGGCUCUUACUGUUUGGAAGGCACAGACAAUCCCAGUCCAUGUCCUGUAGGAACAUUUGGGGCUAUAGAGGGACUGCGAAACUCCAGUGAAUGUACACCAUGCACUGCAGGAAAAUAUUGCGACAUACAAGGAAUCACUUCAGUCACAGUUGCUGAGAGGGAUUGCUAUGCUGGCUAUUAUUGUGAAGAAGGGAGUACUGUGGCAAGGCAAGCCCUAUGUACCCCAGGCCACUUUUGUCCUACAGGCAGCGAUAUACCCACACGCUGCCCAGAGGGUACAUUCAAUCCAUACUGGGGUUUGAACUCCACCGACCAAUGUACACCAUGCACACAGGGUCAGUACUGUGACACAGAGGGUAUGAAUGUCACAUCAGGACCCUGUGAGGCAGGUUACUACUGUCCGCCUGGACAGAAUUCCUCAAGACCAACUGAUUACCCCUGCCCUGUAGCAUAUUACUGCCCCGUGAAUUCAUCCGAGCCGCUACCCUGCCAGAAUGGGACAUACAUGAACCAUACCCAUGCUGAAGUCUGUGAUAUAUGCCCAGAGGGAUGGUACUGCACCAGUGGUGAUCUGGUCCAGUUGUGUCCUGAAGGAUACUACUGCCCUGAAGGUACAGGGGUCAACUGGAUCCCUUGUCCAAGAGGAACAUUCAGUAACGAGACUGGUCUAGCCCGAGAGGACCAAUGUGAGUCCUGUCUAGGGGGGUCAUACUGUGAGACCCUGCGGGCCACAGCUCCUAAGGCAUUGUGCUCUGCAGGGUACUAUUGUGAGUAUGGAACAGAUAGAGCUACACCUACAAAUGGAAAUGCUACUCUCAUCAAUGGGACGUGUCAAGUACCAGGUGGUGAAACAGGUGUUGGGGGUGUGUGCCCUGAAGGCAGCUACUGUCCAAUAGGAACGACUACACCACUGCCAUGCGGUGCUGGCACCUAUAGUAAUGUCACAGGACUAGCAACAUGUUAUCAGUGCCCUGCAGGAUAUUACUGUCUUGAUGGCGAUGUAACAUUCAUGGAUACUCCAUGUCCUGAGGGUCAUUACUGCUUGGCGGGAACAUCCUCACCCUCCCAGUACCCUUGUCCCCCAGGAACUUACUUCAACACCACAGGGGCCCAGACCAUAGAUGAUUGUAUAGCGUGUCCCGGGGGCUACUACUGUGAAAUACCUGGCUUGGCUCAGCCCACUGGUCUCUGUGAUCCUGGGUGGUACUGUACUCUUAACUCAAGUUCUGCGCAGAGUGUGACUGAGGGUGGGGAGUGCCAACCUGGCUUUUACUGUCCCCAGGGUGCUUAUGCCCCCAUACAAUGUGAUCCAGGCACCUACUGUGAAAUUACUGGCCUAGAUGCACCUACGGGCAACUGUACAGCAGGCUAUUACUGUGUCCUGGAAUCAUCAACAGCUACACCCACUGACAACACCACAGGUGCGGAAUGUCCCCUGGGGCAUUACUGUCC
Owenia fusiformis is the source of this 2554-nucleotide messenger RNA. The record is from the annotation of a GenBank genome assembly. Lineage: Eukaryota; Metazoa; Annelida; Polychaeta; Sabellida; Oweniidae.